Messenger RNA from Misgurnus anguillicaudatus (oriental weatherfish), 2192 nucleotides. It is a transcript of the gene tead1a, whose product is annotated as TEA domain family member 1a. Gene Ontology annotation, molecular function: DNA-binding transcription factor activity, RNA polymerase II-specific; RNA polymerase II cis-regulatory region sequence-specific DNA binding. Gene Ontology annotation, cellular component: transcription regulator complex. NCBI's taxonomy places the organism in Eukaryota, Metazoa, Chordata, Actinopteri, Cypriniformes, Cobitidae. Gene Ontology annotation, biological process: hippo signaling; regulation of transcription by RNA polymerase II; embryonic organ development. The record is from RefSeq and is a predicted model, not a curated record.
CCCAAUGCAAACUCAGUUCUUUGCGUUCAUUUCAUUCUUGUCCUCAUUCCGCGCAUACUUCACAUCGCUGUUAGAUACGCGGGAUUGUCGCGCUCUUGCGCUCGCACGAGAAGGAAAAACGCGACCAGCUGGAAAUAAAUCCGUGCGUGUGCCCGAUCAGAUCGCGAGCUUCACGCGCGUUUGUAAGACUGAGAUUGUACAAACACCAGCAGAGAUUUUCAUCACUUGUGGAUUUUCCUGCGACCCGUGCCAGCUGCUUCACCACAAUCUCGCUGUAACUGUUAGCGUUCCCCAGGACCGGGCUCGGAGGUCCCAGCCUUUGCCAUGGAUCCCAGCAGUUGGAGUGGCAGCGAAAGUGCCGGGGAGGAUAUCGAAAGAAUGAGCGACUCGGCCGAUAAGCCAAUGGACAAUGACGCUGAGGGCGUAUGGAGUCCUGAUAUCGAGCAGAGCUUUCAGGAGGCCUUGGCUAUCUACCCACCCUGCGGCCGACGGAAAAUCAUCCUGUCGGAUGAGGGGAAAAUGUAUGGUCGCAAUGAAUUAAUCGCCAGAUACAUCAAACUCAGAACGGGAAAGACAAGGACAAGAAAGCAGGUCUCCAGUCACAUUCAGGUUCUUGCCCGACGGAAAUCCAGAGAAUUUCACUCCAAGCUAAAGGACCAUACUACGAAGAAUGAUGCCAUCAACAGGAUGGCAGCAAUGUCUUCCGCACAGAUCGUCUCGGCCACGGCCAUCCACAACAGACUGGGACUGGCAGGGAUCCCACGACCCACGUUGCCUGGAGCAGCAGGGUUUUGGCAGGUGUCAACAGGACAGCCGGGAUCAUCGCAAGACAUUAAACCAUUCACGCAACAGAAUUAUCCAAUCCAGACAGCCACAGCCAUCACAGCUUACGAGUCCCCAACACCCCCAUCAAACGCAAGGCCGGCUUGGCACGGGCGGUCCAUCGGCACCACCAAACUACGUCUGGUAGAGUUUUCAGCCUUCCUGGAGCACCAGCGGGACCCAGAGUCGUACAACAAGCAUCUGUUUGUGCACAUCGGCCAGACGAAUUAUUCGUACAGCGACGCGCUCCUGGAGACGGUGGACAUAUGUCAAAUCUUCGACAAAUUCCCAGAGAAGAAGGGCGGACUGAAGGAGCUGUUCGGAAAAGGUCCACAGAACGCCUUCUUCCUGGUCAAAUUCUGGGCUGACCUGAAUUGUAACAUCCAGGAAGAUUCUGGAGCGUUUUACGGCGUGACCAGUCAUUACGAAAGUUCAGAGAAUAUGACCAUCACCUGCUCGACAAAAGUCUGCUCCUUCGGAAAACAAGUGGUUGAAAAAGUUGAGACAGAAUAUGCACGGUUUGAGAAUGGCCGUUUCGUUUAUAAAAUCAAUCGGUCCCCCAUGUGUGAAUACAUGAUCAACUUCAUCCACAAACUGAAACAUCUGCCUGAGAAAUACAUGAUGAACAGCGUACUAGAGAACUUCACCAUCCUACUGGUGGUGACGAACAGAGAAACGCAAGAGACCCUGCUGUGCAUGGCCUGCGUGUUCGAGGUCUCCAACAGCGAGCACGGCGCACAGCAUCACAUCUACCGCCUGGUCAAGGAUUGAAGCUCCGUACGAAUCAAACUAAGAGGAUUUCAGCUCCCUGCUGGCCACAGAGAGGAAAAACUGAACACUAGAGACUUAAUAUUCACGGAGACUUUUAGCCAACUACACAGCCAAUGGCUGUAGAGGACUAAAACAAGCCUUUCGAUGACUCACAACCUCAAUUUAAGCGGCUGUGCCUGUAUCAGUCCCACCCAAAAGGCUUUUGUCACGUUUUGGGUGGGGUCUAAAAUAAUUACAUUUAUUAUCAUUUUUGUCAUUCGUGUUUGUUUGUUUGUUUCAGUAAAUUGGAGGUACGGUUUUGUUACGUUAUUUGUUAUUAACCUGGUUGAUGUGUUUAACUGACAUUGUUUCGGAAGGAUGUUGCUUAUAUAAAGUUGUAUCGGUAUAGUACACGCAAGCUUUGUUUCUGUUGUGCUAUCUGUUAUUCUCACACUGAACACUAAGACUUUUACCCCCGGGUGUUUUUCACUCUUAGUGAAUUUAACUUUUUUAAAAGAGCAUUAAAAAUGUACUGUAUUAUUUAUGUGGAACCGCCUGCCUUACGCUGCACACGGGCUCUUUCAGUGUGACCUACGAUUAAAGAUACUAAAACAAAAAAA